AUGCAGACCCAGAUUUGGAUUCUGCACAGUUCAGGACUCCUGAGCUGCGCAUUGCAGAAAGCCAGUGUGAACGGCAACACCCUGAGGGAACAGGAAUGUAGGGAUCCUGGCCAAACCACUAGCCUCAGGGCAACCUGGAGCUGGGAAUGUGGAUACUCUCUGGGCUUUUCCUCCCUGAUCCUGGCUCAUCGCUGCUUCCUGCUCACCUGGCUGUCCCUUGCAGGCUGCAACUUUAACCAUAGACAGCACUGGGCUUGCGUCCUUAGCACCCCAGAACCAGAAAGGAGGGCACUCUUUUCCAUCAACUCUAUUCCCACUGGGCUGGCCUGGGUUAACAGCCCUCCCGGAGGUCAAGGAAACAUCCUCUCUUACCAGGAAAGGCUGGAAGUGGUAAAGAAGCUAACAAGGAAUAGUCACUACAGCUCCUUACUAGGUAGGCACAGCUCUGUCAAGACCGAUAAUGCUGCAGGCACAGCUCCCUUCCACCUGGACCUCUGGUUCUACUUCACCCUGCAGAACUGGAUCCUGGACUUUGGCCGCCCCAUUGCCAUGCUGGUGUUCCCUCUUGAAUGGUUUCCACUCAACAAGCCCAGCGUGGGAGACUACUUCCACAUGGCCUACAAUGUCAUCACACCCUUUCUUCUGCUCAAGCUCAUCGAGCGGUCCCCCCGCACCCUGCCACGCUCCAUGAUCUACGUCAGCAUCAUCACCUUCAUCAUGGGUGCCAGUAUCCACCUGGUGGGCGACUCCGUGAACCACCGCCUGCUCUUCAGUGGCUACCAGCACCACUUGUCCGUCCGCGAGAACCCCAUCAUCAAGAAUCUCAAGCCUGAGACCUUGAUCGACUCCUUUGAGCUGCUCUACUACUACGACGAGUACCUGGGCCACUCCAUGUGGUACAUCCCCUUCUUCCUCAUCCUCUUCAUGUACUUCAGCGGCUGUUUCACUGCCACCAGAGGUGAGAGCGCAAUGCCAGGGGCGGCCCUGCUCCUGGUGGCGCCCAGUGGCCUAUACUACUGGUACCUGGUCACCGAGGGCCAGAUCUUCAUCCUCUUCACCUUCACCUUCUUCGCCAUGCUGGCCCUCGUCCUGCACCAGAAGCACAAGCGCCUCUUCCUGGACAGCAACGGCCUCUUCCUCUUCUACUCCUUUGGGCUCGCCCUCCUGCUUGUGGCGCUCUGGGUGGCCUGGCUGUGGAAUGACCCUGUCCUCAGGAAGAAGUACCCAGGCGUCAUCUACGUCCCCGAGCCCUGGGCCUUCUACACCCUCCAUGUCAGCAGCGGACACUGAGUCCCUGGCGCCCACCACUGGUGUCCCGCCGGGCAGGGGAUAGGCCGCGGAGGGCGUGUGCACAUGGACUGUGCGUGUGUGCCCACGGCCACAUGUGCCAGCCCGUGUCUAACUGAAGACAUGGAAUGGGUUACGUGUGCACACGGACGGUAUCAUUAUAAGGCUCCAUUGUCCGGUCAAGUUUCUUGUUCAGAUCUCAGUUCAGGUCUUCUCGGGCGGGGCUAGUGUUAGGCAGCGUCUCUAGGCCGAGAUCUGGGCCCUGCCUUCCUGUGCCCUGACUGGAACCAGGUCCCCCUCGCUGUCUCUGCUCAGGGCUGCUCUUGGCUUCUGGUGGCCGAGCGGAGGAGGCUUGGGCCGAAGCGAGGAUGGGACUUGGUAUUUGCCUUCCCACACACCUGUUACAGGCCUACAGUGACCUUGCCAGCUAGAGUGCACAAGUAACUCGAGGUUCUGAGUAUUACUGAGCAGAACGUGUCCCCUUUGGGGCCUCCUCUGUAUUCACUGGGCCAGUGGCCUCAAAAUGGGUGAGUGGGCUGGUUGCAGAUCCUCUUGGGCAGCCCUGGAAUGGACAGAAAGUUCUAUCUGCCUUGGAUGGAGAAUGCACACCUCAGGCCCUACGGGGUGUUGAGCCUCCCUGACAUGGGAGCCCGAGGCAGCCCACUCCCGUAACCACCAGUCUGAUCUGGGAAUCUGGCCACGCCAGCCCUCAGCCUUCUCCCCACUGCCCCUGUGGGAGAGUUGGGGCACCCCCUUCUUGCCAGCCUAACUGAGCUUCUGUGGAAAAUUAAACUCUUAAACACUCAUUCUAUUUUCUGAGCCCCAGAAAGGGGGGGGGGGCCUUCUUAACAGAGCACUCCUACUCUUCCCAGGCAUUGGGUACAGGUCCUCUCAUGCAGCGGCAGCCCCCAGCUUAAUUUUCCAGCUGAUUCCAACCCACAGGAGCAUGCGGGACCCUCGGACCUGCCCUGCCUCCUUUCCUAUGUUCUCAGGGAGCCCCAACCCUCAGAUCCUCCUUUCAUGUUGAGGUCCCUCUAGGUUCCCUUACAAGUCCCAGCCCCUGGUCUGCCCAGCAGCUUCAAGUGGUGAGAGAUGGGAAUAAAUGUUGUACAGA
Messenger RNA from Condylura cristata (star-nosed mole), 2401 nucleotides. It is a transcript of the gene CLN6, whose product is annotated as ceroid-lipofuscinosis, neuronal 6, late infantile, variant. The transcript has 7 exons. Lineage: Eukaryota; Metazoa; Chordata; Mammalia; Eulipotyphla; Talpidae. The record is from RefSeq and is a predicted model, not a curated record. Bases 1 to 1290 code for a protein of 429 amino acids.